GAGCAAAAUCCAAUGGAGUAAAAGUUUGACUCUUUGGCUAGCAGAGAAAGUUUUCUAGUCUGUGUGGGUGAAGGUUUCCAAAGGAGAUUAUCUUUGAUCCAGCUGCAGUCAUGGAGAAUAACCUUGAUUUUAGCAGUCAACAAGUCCUUUGCAAAGAUGUUGAGCUUGGGAAAGAAAAAGAGAAAAAGGUCAGGCAUCGCCGUUACCAAUGUGCUGCCAUAAUUCUGAGUGUGGUGUUCCUGAUAUCGGCACUGAGCAUCUUUAGCCUGGGAUAUUUAUGGAGCGCGAGCCCUCCGAAGGUGUAUGAUCAUCAAUAUAAAGCUGUACUGGAUGGAAUGGAGACUGAAGGCAUGAUGGAAAUCCAUCCAGCUGAACGCUUCGAGAUGUUUAAGAUGGGAAAUGGCACCGACGAGGUCCUAGAGGUGCACGACUUUAAGAACGGCAUAAUGGGAAUCCGCUUUGCCAAGCACCAAAGAUGCUACAUCAGGGCUCAGACUAAAGAAAUACCCAAGCCGGCUGAAGUGGACACAAAGGCUAUCAAUGUAGAGGUGGGUGAGGUGAGCGAGGUAGAUAUGCAGGUGGUGGACUCACAGAUAUGGAUCCCCGCCGAGGAACCCAUCUCCAAUCGAACAUUUCUGCUCAAUUCCAAAAUCUGGGAGGUUUGCCAGGAGUUACCCAUGCACUGGAUCCAUCCAUCUCCUCUCAGAGAUGCUGAUUUUCAUGAUGUAGAAGAUGUUGAGGAGCUGGAGGCAAGAGGACCACGUCAGACCAGAGAUGUCAUGGACGAGCUACCAGUAAACGACUAUAGAGAAAUUGGGUUGGAGCUGGACAACAGCCUAGACGAGCAGGGCUACUGCUGCCAGUACUGUCGACGCGGGUACCGUUACUGCCGGCGAUAUUACGAGCCCCUGGGUGGCUUUUGGCCAUAUCCCUACUAUUACCAGGGAGGACGGGUCAUCUGUCAGAUUGUCAUGCCUUGCAACUGGUGGAUAGCAAGGAUGCUGGGACGAAUCUGAGGAAGAGAGUCUGAAUGAAUGGUGCUACUUAUACUGCUCAGGAGAAUGCAGUUUUAUUUGUGUGAAACAUCACAUAUGGGUGAUUCUCACGAAAUCCAGACUUAGAAGGUGUCCAGCAUCAGAUUGUUUUUAAAAAGCCCUUGAAGCCGAUUUUUUUUUUUGCACCUAUAAGAUUAAGGUCUGAAUUUACUAGAACCAUUAUUUUAAGAGGAUUUAAAAAAUAUUUCCUAUAGAAUUAUUUACAUUUUUUAGAUUAUCAUUAUCAAAAAUGAUCAUUACCGCAACAUGAUAUUACAUUAAAUAUAUGCAUUUACAAACUCAUGUUUCGGUAAUGUCCCAUAAAAAGUUGUCUAGGUACUAUGACAAACAAACUUCAACUUUUAUCUGGAGAGAAAAAAUAAGAACUGCUUACCUGGUAGCCAUCUUGAGUGUCACAGUCAAUUAUGUCCCUUCCAACUAUUUUUUAAAAAACUGUUAGUUCCUUGAGGGCUUAAACAAUGAUUGAAAAUUGUUGCGGAGGAUGAGAACAUUUUUCUUGGACACAUUUAUAUUCCUUAUUAUAUCUCUACAUUUACCAAUGAUCACCAAAUACCACAUGUUUCUUUACUGUAAAUGCUUAUAGUAUAACAUGCACUGAAGCUUUUUAUUUUUUAGAUUUUUUAAUUUUAAAUAUUUCCAUGUCAAAGAACCCAAAUCCAGUCAUGGACAUGUUGCGGUAAUGAAAAUUUUCCCCUUAAAUGUGGAAAAAAAAUUGGUUUGUAUGAUGUCAUUUGAAAUCAUGUGCAAAAUAGUACGUGAAGAGAUGUUUAUAACUGAUGCUUCUUAUUUUGAUACUCUUACUUUGCAUUUACAUUUUUAUCUAAAUGUUUCACGACACCUCAUAAGUCUAAUUUCGUGAGAAUCACCCAUAUGCUAACAUGUUAUUCUUUAUCUAAAACAUGGUCAUAUAUGGGUAGUUUAUGUAUAAUGUGUCCUUCGCUUUUUAAAUUGAAUAAUCAGCAUUUAUUAUUUUUAGGUCAUGUAACUCUUUAGCCAAGUUUUUUACUAUGUUCAUCCAGUUUUAACAUCGCUAGCUAAUUAUAUAUGCAGUAUGACCAUUUUUUUUAAAGAUAAAUGUACAAAAGUACAACAAAAUGGUGUUUUGAAAUGAUUUUAGUGCAUUAUAGUACAGAUUUUAGUGCAUUAUAGUACAGCAUACUGCAAAUGUCAUGACAUAUAAUUUUCUUUUAUAUGCUGCUGCAUUCUGUUUUCAUUUGCUUGUUUGGUAAGUAAUCUUGAUCUACCCUGUCAGAAAAAAAUUGUCUAAAUAUUUACCCCAGCUGUCGCUGGGGCUUGUACAAUUUUAAAAAGUACAGCAUUGCACCUACUGUAAAGAGCUCAUUUUAUUAUAAUGAAAGGUAUAUAUUAGAACCAAAUGUAUACAAAUCUGUAUUUAAUGGUACAUAUUAGGACCUUUACAAUUUUUUGCGGUAACAGUUGGGGUACAUAUAUUGACUAAUAUUUCUAACAGUGUACCAUGAUCCUAAAAUGCAAAACAGUCAGUUCUGUACAAUCCAUGCAGGCCAAACAUUAUCACUCAGUAAACAGAAAAUUAAUUGUUUUAAUUUCAUUUUGCGUGUGUUGUUGUGCAUGUCAAGGCCCUUUCUGAGGGUUCUUUAUCUAGUCUUAUAUAAUACAAGUGGAUGCGAGGCAUUGGAAACCAUAAGUGAGUUUAUGUUGCAUGUUUAUGUUAAGAAAUAUUAUUUUAAUUGUAUUUAGGCUGAAAUAUGACUGCCUGGUUUUUACAUCCACAAAGUCCCCGUAGAACUUUGAAAAUAUGCAUCUUAAAAGCUGUUUUGUAGAACAGAAGAUCACAGAUCACACAGCUACAUUUAAGUGGUGACAUUGCUAACACCAUAAUUGCACAUUUAAGAUUUUCAAUCAGUUCUCUAACCAUAUGCUUUAUAAAAUUAAUUUGUGUAGUCUUUACACAUCUUUGUUUUUCUUCCUUGUGAAUAAAGUGUUAGUAAAAGUUU
Misgurnus anguillicaudatus (oriental weatherfish) is the source of this 3031-nucleotide messenger RNA. The record is from RefSeq and is a predicted model, not a curated record. NCBI's taxonomy places the organism in Eukaryota, Metazoa, Chordata, Actinopteri, Cypriniformes, Cobitidae.